UAUGUCCACCGUUGUGCAAUCAACAUUCGUGAUUGGUAAAAAAACAGUGUGUUUGAAUUUCAAAAACACACUAUUUCUCCUCAACCUCGUGACGUUACAUCACCGACCCGCCUUUUUCCCCUUUCCCAGUAUCUAUCUACCACCAUUCACACUUUUCAUUUUUCAACUCCUUCGCCUCCACAUUCUCUCUCUCCGUCCACCGUCCACCCAUUAUGAUCUGCUCGAACCGGUCCAACAAAACCGGUUCAAACUGGCUCGACCGUCUUCGAUCCAACAAAGGCAUCCCAACCGACGACAACAUUGACCUCGACUCCUUCCUCCUCAGACUCACCUCCCAUUCUCCUCAACCCCGCCCCAUUAAACCGCCCCGACGCCGUCCAACCGUCACCCACGACCCACCGUUAACCGCUGUCCUCGCUCAUCUCUUCAAUCCCGGCGCCACCGUCUCCCUAACCUCUAAUAAAUGUCCUAGGAAACAAACAAACCCUAAAAACUUCAUCGCAUCUUCCUCCACUGUCAACAAUGCUCCCACCACCACCGCCGCCACUGGAGGCGGUGUGGUAGUUGAAGUAGAAGAUCGAUGCGUGGAAGAGAACAACGGUGAGGAAGAUUUGAAGGGUUUUACUAGAAGCGAGGUUACGGUGAUUGACACUAGUUGCCCACGGUGGAAGGUUGAUAAAUUGGUUUUCAGAAAGAAUAGCGUUUGGAAAGUCAGAGAAAGGAAAUCCAAGACCAAGUUUUUCGCCAAGAACAAGAGUAAAACUACUCCUGAUCUUCAACACCAUGGAAUUGGGAACUCCGAGUAAGAGCGUUAUUUGUGGUCUAAACUAAAUUGUUGCCGUGAUUUUUCAUUCUUUUUAUUAUAAACUUGACUAGUUAUCCGCAACUAAAGUUUA
This is a messenger RNA of Vicia villosa (hairy vetch), 896 nucleotides long. RefSeq lists its product as uncharacterized. NCBI's taxonomy places the organism in Eukaryota, Viridiplantae, Streptophyta, Magnoliopsida, Fabales, Fabaceae. Bases 213 to 806 code for a protein of 197 amino acids. The record is from RefSeq and is a predicted model, not a curated record. The transcript has a single exon.